This is a messenger RNA of Vicia villosa (hairy vetch), 1161 nucleotides long. RefSeq names its product sister chromatid cohesion 1 protein 1-like. The record is from RefSeq and is a predicted model, not a curated record. Lineage: Eukaryota; Viridiplantae; Streptophyta; Magnoliopsida; Fabales; Fabaceae. The coding region runs from base 1 to 1161 and encodes 386 amino acids. The transcript is spliced from 13 exons.
AUGCAUAAGAAGAAGAUAAACCGAGAAGAGCUGAAUUCGUUGAAUGUAGCCAACAUCUGCUAUUUAACCGAUGUUGUGUGUUUUUUAGAAGGAAUAGUGACUGUUUUUCAGAAAAAAGUGAAUCUACUUCACGCUGACGUUUGGGAAGCUCAGGCUGGGAUGGAGAUAGCAAUAGCGAAAAAGAAUGCCAAGAAAGCUCCAGUUAAUGAUGGGGAUAAAGAAUAUAUGACUCUGGGAGAAAUUAUGCAAAUCAAUGUAUCCCCUACAAAGCGGGUCCAACGUAGAUCCUUACGUUCUUUGACACUUGACAAUGUGGAUUUAUCUGGUAAUGAAGGCGGAGAGGAGGAAGUUCCAAUGAUUGAUCGUCAUCAAGCUGCUCCGGCGAGUAUUACUUUAAUUGACUCUUACCAAACUAAUGUGGAGCCACAAUUUGAGAGGUUUGGCAUCGAAGGAGAUGACGGAACACAAGUAAAUGAUGAAUUUCCAGCCGUGGUCAUACCCUCCCCAUCUUCUCGAGACGAUCCAAAGAGAGCUGAUAUAACUGAAGACAGAGAUCCUGUGCCCCAGAUCAUUCAGCAAGAUUUAGAAAACAUUAAUGCUAGAGAGGAACCUCAAAGAGUAGAGCCAGCUAAUAGGAAAAGAAGAAGACCAAUAAAAAUGGACAUGGAGCAGCAAAAGAUCCCUCUUUCUACUCUCAGGCUCUGGCAGAGUCACACUUCUGAUAUAAAAAGAAAUGUGGGACAUGGUAUCCAGUCUACAACUAACAUAGUUAAUUUCAUGGGAGGGCCGCUCCAUGCAUUAGGAGGGUUUGAGUCCUAUCAAUCAUAUUCAGAUAGGGCGAUGCAAAAUCAUCCUCUAGAACCAUCAUCAACAUCACCUCCAGGAGUAGACAACAAUGAUUUCGCAGAAUACAAGGAUAAUAACUUCAUGAUAAAAUCUCCAAAUGUGAAGAGUUUUGAGGAACCUGAUGGUAACAUAGACAAUCAACUUGAUGCUACGGAAAAGGAGCGGACACAGAUCAAUGAUAAUGGUUUGAGAGUACCUGAAUCUACUCUCCAGGCCUCUUCAAGUAGAGUACCUGAAUCUACUCUCCAUGCCUCUUCAAGUACAGUACCUGAACAUGGUCAUUUCUCACAAUUAGAUUUGGAUAGAGAAAGGUAA